AUGUCAAUUAUUAGAAAAAUGUUUACUUGGUUACAAUAUCUAAAAGAAAGUGUUAUAUUUAUGUUAUAUAAGAAAGAUCAUAUAAAAAUAUAUGAUUUAGAUUAUGACGUAGAAGAUCCAAUAUUAAGAAAGGCAAUUCGGAAUAGAAAAAGAAGAGUAGUAAAAUUUUUAGAUGAUCACAUUAUACAUUAA
Vairimorpha ceranae is the source of this 192-nucleotide messenger RNA. RefSeq lists its product as hypothetical. The record is from RefSeq and is a predicted model, not a curated record. The transcript has a single exon. The coding region runs from base 1 to 192 and encodes 63 amino acids. NCBI's taxonomy places the organism in Eukaryota, Fungi, Microsporidia, Nosematidae.